Messenger RNA from Aspergillus pseudonomiae, 1703 nucleotides. RefSeq names its product TauD/TfdA dioxygenase family protein. The record is from RefSeq and is a predicted model, not a curated record. Bases 636 to 1703 code for a protein of 355 amino acids. Gene Ontology annotation, molecular function: 2-oxoglutarate-dependent dioxygenase activity. Gene Ontology annotation, cellular component: cytoplasm. NCBI's taxonomy places the organism in Eukaryota, Fungi, Ascomycota, Eurotiomycetes, Eurotiales, Aspergillaceae. The transcript has 5 exons.
CUCCGUAUGUCUAUAAUGAUUUCCGCGGCCACGGAAAAUGAAGAUUGCAUAAUCAUCACCUGUAGAUAUUCUUCAGCCAGUCCCGCAUUCACUCUUCGUCGUAACGAGAACACGUGUCGUGGUGUUAUCCAGAACUAAGAGAGGGAAGGUUCAGACCCAAACCGGCUAGACACGAAAUUGCACCAGCGGAAGCUAGAAGCACACCAUCGUUUAGACGACAAGAGGAGGCCUCCGAGAAUUUCACCGACGCCAGCCAAUGAUCGCGUGGGAUUCCUCCAGCUCAAAUGUGAAGAGAUGCGGGGACGCCAUCCCACUCGUAGCCAAGCUUGUUUUCACACCAAUGGAAUACCUGCAUGAACUAUCCAAAGGAGGGGCAUUCGCAUGGCUUCCACUGGUGGCUGAUCGGUCGCGAUGCGGAACAAUCGGAUUCAAGGACCAUGAGACGUACACGCGAGAUGAUGUGGGGAUGAAAGCGUCGCUUGCGAUAUUUUGUUGGGGAUGGGAGGAUAUAUAGAAAUGGUGUGAUUCCCUGCUGUUCUCUUCUUGCUAUAUUAACCUGGAACUUCACGCUCUGUGGACCUUCCUCUGGUAUAUAUAUAAUUUUCUAUACAAGUCGGAGAGAACCUUCAUUCGCCAUGCCUACUGCCGUCGAUAAUGCGACUCCCGCGACGAUACGGGGAGGCAAUGAGCAAUCUCGUCCGCGCAUCUCACAGCCAUUGGAAUAUACCGGCACCCUAGACACAUAUACCCACCAUGACCUGACGCCCGUUAUCGGGAGAGAGUAUUAUGGCGUCCAAGUCGCCGAGAUCCUCAAGUCAGAAGAAUGCGAUCGGAUAAUCAAAGACCUUGCUGCGACGAUCUCCAGAAGAGGCGUAGUCUUCCUCCGGAACCAAGAUCUAACCCCACAAGAAAUGCGCCAGUUUGGUGAAAAGCUAUCAGUCAUUGCAGGAUGCCCAGAAUCAUCAGCCUUGCACGUCCACCCACUAACGGAAGAAGGAAGCGAGCUGGGUGACCAAAUCAGCGUCAUCAGCAGCGAGAAGCAGAAGAAAGGAGGCGGUCUGACACAUCAGCUCAGCGACACGAGCCGCUUCGCUUCAGUAGGAUGGCACACUGACAUCAGUUUCGAGCGCGUACCCUCCGACUAUGCGAUGCUGAAGAUCCACACUCUCCCCGAGACAGGCGGCGACACGCUGUGGGCCUCGGGCUAUGAGGUCUAUGAUCGGCUCUCGCCGCAAAUGGCGGAGUUCCUGGAAGGGUUGACGGCGACGCAUGAUGCUACGUUCUUCCAUGAUGAGGCGCGGAGAUUGGGGAACCCCCUACGAAAGGGUAUUCGGGGCUCGCCUCUCAAUCAUGGUGAGGAGCUUACGGCCGUUCAUCCGGUUGUGCGGACUAAUCCGGUUACUGGGUGGAAGUCGGUGUAUGUAAACAAGGGGUUUACUCGUCGUAUCAACGGGGCAACCAAAGAUGAGUCCGAUAUGUUAUUGCAAUAUCUAUUCAAUCUUGUCACGCAAAACCAUGACGCCCAGGUUCGGUUCAAGUGGAACAAGAACGAUAUGGCAAUUUGGGAUAACAGAUCAACCUGGCAUUGUGCGACAUACGACUAUGCGGAAGCUCGGGCUGGUGACCGAGUCUGCAGUUUGGGCGAGGCCCCUUAUUUUGACACUCAGUCCAAGUCGCGGAGAGAAGCACUGGCUGAGAAUUGA